UUCACACAUGAAGCUAUAGAUGGCAAAGUUGUUCUCGAGCGUGAUUGCUUGAUGGGGGCGUUUACCUACAUAAGUCCUUUGAGGGUCUUUUAGCGUUUUAAAACCCUAGACCAUUCUGGCAAUGGUCUAGGGUAAUAGAAGAAUUUCGGAAGAAAACGUCGUACCUUUAGAUUACAAGUUUGAAACCGAAAUAAAAAGAAACAGAGCUGGCGGCUGGUCAAGCAGGCCCUUCUGGGUCUGGAAUUGCGCCCGUAACUCCGGGCAAAAGACCCGGGAGAAUGGGCAUUGCUGAUGAUAGCAGAGGUGUAUCACAAGGUCGACCCGAAACUACAAGAGGUGGAUUAAGAGUGUACAAAAUAGUGGUAUUGGGAGACGGGGGGGUUGGGAAAUCAGCUCUAACUCUACAGUUCGUCAACCAUAGGUUUUUGGAUUAUCACGACCCAACUAUUGAAGAUGCAUACCAACAACAAGCUGUAAUUGAUGGUGAAGCAUCACAACUGGAUAUACUGGAUACUGCGGGCCAGGUGGAGUUCACUGCUAUGAGAGAUCAGUAUAUGAGAUGUGGGGAAGGUUUUAUGAUAUGUUAUUCUGUAACUGACAGACACAGCUUCCAGGAAGCUGUUGAGUACCGAAAGUUGAUAAAUCGUGUAAGAGCCUCUGAAGAUAUUCCUCUAGUGCUUGUGGGAAAUAAAUUUGAUCUACAGCAUCAGAGGAAGGUCUCACCAGAAGAAGGCCGUGCCUUGGCAGCCCAAUUCGGGUGUCCAUUCUACGAGACAUCGGCAGCUUUACGACAUUUUGUUGAUGAUGCGUUCCAUACUUUAGUGCGUGAGAUUCGACUCAAAGAACGUGACAGACGUCAUACAACUACUAAACUGAAUAAACACAGUCGAUGGCGACGACUGCGCUCGAUACUUGCCAUCGUCUUUAGGCGUAAACGUAAUUUCUCUCAGUAAGAAAAUGGUUACACUCCCAGACAAACAGCUUUACAAUUAAAAUGGCAGAUACCAUUAGCAUUUUGUGUGUUCUUUUUAAGUCAUUUUCUUCUUCCUCCCUUUCUCUGUGAACUUAGAUUAUAGUGGAUAACUUUAAGAUCUCAUGAUUUUCGUGUCACUUUUAUGUAAUAUCAGGACAGUUGCUUUUGAUAUUCAUAUUUAUUUUGUUAAUAUUUUACAUCUGUGUAAAAAUGUAAUCAUAAUGAUGUUGUAUGUUACAACAUGGAAGUACAAAACAUCCUUUGUUGGCAAGUUUGCCAAUGUGAAGGAAGAACAUAUAAACUUAAAUACAUUUUAUAAUAAGGUUAAUUCAUUUUGAUUAUGUUUCAAUAAAACAUAAAAUAUUUGCUUAAAUGUUGGGUACUAGUUCCCGUUCUGGGACUUGCGUACAUAGAGAGAACCUCGAAUCGUCACUCUGAUCACUGAGGAAUGUAUAUGCAUAUGUAUCACAACAAUAGGCCAUAAGCAUGAAGUAUCCAGUUUACGUGGCUUUCUGAGAAGUAUAUUAACAUUAACCCUGAAGCGAAAAAUCCCACCAUGAAUUACUAUUGUAACUUGUAGGAAAUAUUUCCAAGCACAAUUUCAAUAGUUUUGUUGGAUAUUUUCUAUAUGAAGACAAUGCCAGUCUCUUAGUUUAAUUUGCAGUUAAUAUAGUAUGAAAGUUUUGAUGAAUGAAGACCAGUUUCUUUCCCUCACCAUAUUCUGCUCACUGGAAAACUGAAAGUGAACCAUGGAAUUGUGAAUGUAAUCAGUGAAAUUUCAUGCAUGUAGUUUAACUUAUUGUACUGGUAUUUGGGUUGUGACUGUUCCUGCUGGUUGAGGUGAAGUACUAUGAAACUGGGUAGUCCAAAAAUAACAAUAAAAGUGAAUAUCAAUAAUUAAAAAAGUAUUGAUGGUAUCACAGAAUGGUUUUCAUACAACUGCUUAUGACGUGGAAUAAUGCUUUAAAUAAAACAGAAAGAAGUAACAUGCUAGUUAAAUUUUUCACAUAAUUUGAGUCAGUAAUAUCCUACAUUUCAGCUGUGACCAAUUACAUUUCAGUUAAAUUAAAUUAAAUGUGUACUUCAUCUGUCCAGUGGGCAUUCAAAAGCUAGUUUUCAUAAUUUUCUAUUUGAGCCUGCUGGGAAAUCCAUUUUACUACUGAUGGGUGACAGCUCCAGACACAAAUAACAGUAUCAACUCCCAGUUAAAAAUUUAUCUAGUCUGGUAAUACAGUUUUCAUUGUCAAAAGAAAAAUCCAGCACAUAUCUGUGGAAACCACAGAGUGCUAUUAAUGAUACCUCCUUACUUAUUGAGAUUUUAUGUCUAAUUACAAGUAUUUACUCCUUCCCCGUCCCUGCAUAUUUUACUGUAUAAUAAGAUGGUUAUAAUAGAAGGAAACAUUCCACGAAGGAAAAAUAUACUUAA
Schistocerca cancellata (South American locust) is the source of this 2399-nucleotide messenger RNA. It is a transcript of the gene Ric, whose product is annotated as GTP-binding protein Rit2. The transcript is spliced from 5 exons. Gene Ontology annotation, cellular component: plasma membrane. Gene Ontology annotation, molecular function: calmodulin binding; GDP binding; GTPase activity. The coding region runs from base 279 to 953 and encodes 224 amino acids. Gene Ontology annotation, biological process: Ras protein signal transduction. NCBI's taxonomy places the organism in Eukaryota, Metazoa, Arthropoda, Insecta, Orthoptera, Acrididae. The record is from RefSeq and is a predicted model, not a curated record.